Lampris incognitus (smalleye Pacific opah) is the source of this 3021-nucleotide messenger RNA. RefSeq names its product poly(A) specific ribonuclease subunit PAN3 (gene pan3). Gene Ontology annotation, biological process: nuclear-transcribed mRNA poly(A) tail shortening; mRNA processing. Gene Ontology annotation, molecular function: poly(A) binding; metal ion binding. Bases 72 to 2450 code for a protein of 792 amino acids. The record is from RefSeq and is a predicted model, not a curated record. NCBI's taxonomy places the organism in Eukaryota, Metazoa, Chordata, Actinopteri, Lampriformes, Lampridae. Gene Ontology annotation, cellular component: P-body; PAN complex. The transcript has 18 exons.
UCUAUGGUCGAACACCUUCCGGCGGCAGCAGCAGCGGCGGCGGCGGCGGCGGCGGCAGCAGCGGCGGUGCCAUGAACAGUGGACUCCCAGCGUCAGCCGCUCCGCUCGGGGGUGUCGGGAUAACCGGCGUCAAGGUGAAGUUUUGCCGAUACUACGCCAAGGACAAAACCUGCUUUUACGGAGACGAGUGUCAGUUCUUGCACGAUGAUCCGUCCGUGACCAGCCUGCCGCUGCACGGCGGCAGCCCCGUCCCGUUAUCCGUGGCCGGCGGAGCCGCCACGGCGGCCGCCGCGUACUCGCUCGGCGGCUCCCCGGCGGCUUGCCCGGGCGGCGGCGGCGGAGCGAAUGCGGCGAAAAAGAGCGACUCUCUGGGGCCUGCAGGCACGCCUCUGGAGGGACAGCUGUUGACCAUCCCAGGGAUGGAGGGCGGGACCCUGAGCGAUGCCAAUCUGACCAACUCAUACUUCAGCAGCAGCUUUAUUGGGGUCAAUGGAUUUGGAAGCCCCGCAGAGUCGAAGUACUCUAUGAUGCAGCGAAUGACUACCAGCAGCAGCUCUCCCAGUCUCCUCAAUGAUGGUGCCAAGAACUUCAGCCACAGCACUCACGAUCCAGUCAAUUCUCCCACAUCUUCACUGUUCAGUGAUUUUGGUGCUCUUAGCAUAUCGCAAAGGAGAAAGACUCCUAACCCAGCAGCAAGUGAGUUCAUCCCAAAGGGAGCUCCACGCAUGGCCACUAUGACACAGUCCAAUGUCUCGGCCUUUCCCUCACCUCUAUUCCCCCAUCCCCUCAGCAGCUCCACAGCUGCAGCCCUAGCUCCAGGCAUGUCUCUUUCUGCUGGUUCUUCUCCCCUCCACUCCCCGAAAAUCACUCCCCACACCUCACCUGCCCCUCGCCGGCGCAGCCACACCCCAAACCCUGCCAACUACAUGGUGCCCACCAGUGCAUCUGAUCAGGGCACACACAUCAUUCAGAAGGAAACUGUGGGGGGGACCACCUACUUCUAUACUGACAACACACCCGCACCCAUGGCUGGGAUGGUGUUUCCGACAUACCAUAUCUACCCCCCUACCGCACCCCAUGUGGCCUACAUGCAGCCUAAAGCCAAUGCCCCGUCCUUCUUCAUGGCUGAUGAACUUCGACAGGAGCUGAUAAACCGGCAUCUGAUUACCAUGGCCCAGAUUGAUCAAUCUGAGAACCCAGGUGUUCCGUCUGAGGUGGACAGCUACCACAGCCUGUUCCCACUCGAGCCCCUCCCCCCGCCCAACCGCAUGCAGAAGACCAGCAACUUUAGCUACAUAACCUCCUGUUACAAGGCGGUCAACAGCAAGGAUGACCUGCCUUACUGCCUGAGGAGGAUACAUGGUUUCCGUCUGGUUAACACCAAGUGCAUGAUGCUGGUGGACAUGUGGAAGAAGAUUCAGCACUCCAACUCUGUAACCCUGAGAGAGGUCUUCACCACCAAGGCCUUUGGAGACCACUCGUUGGUAUUCUCCUACGACUUUCAUGCGGGUGCAGAGACCAUGUUCAGCAGGCACUUCAAUGACCCAACAGCAGACUCCUAUUUCACCAAGAGGAAGUGGGGACAACAUGAACCACCUCCACCGCGGCAGCAUGCAGGCCUCCUUCCUGAAUCUUUGAUCUGGGCCUACAUCGUCCAGCUCAGCUCGGCCCUGCGGACCAUUCACACUGCUGGACUGGCCUGCCGUGUCAUGGACCCCAGCAAAAUUCUUAUCACUGGCAAGACCAGGUUACGGGUGAACUGUGUUGGGGUGUUUGAUGUCUUAACAUUUGACAACAGCCAGACCAAUCAUCUUGCCCUAAUGCCACAGUACCAGCAAGCAGACUUAAUCUCCCUGGGCAAAGUGGUGCUAGCACUGGCGUGUAACUCUCUGGCUGGCAUUCAAAGGGAGAAUUUGCAGAAGGCCAUGGAGCUGGUGUCAAUCAACUACUCCUCAGACCUCAAGAACCUCAUUCUGUAUCUGUUGACUGAGCAGUCUCGUCUGCGAAGUGUCAAUGACAUCAUGCCUAUGAUUGGAGCCAGAUUUUACACACAGUUGGAUGCAUCUCAGAUGAGAAAUGAUGUCAUUGAGGAGGACUUGGCCAAGGAAGUGCAAAAUGGCCGUCUCUUCCGCCUGUUGGCCAAACUGGGCACCAUCAACGAGAGGCCAGAGUUUCAGAAGGACCCAACGUGGUCGGAGACAGGCGACCGCUACCUGUUGAAGCUGUUCCGGGACCACCUGUUCCACCAGGUGACGGAGGCUGGGACCCCAUGGAUUGACCUCAGCCACAUCGUCUCCUGCCUCAACAAACUGGACGCGGGCGUGCCUGAGAAGAUCAGCCUGGUGUCUCGGGAUGAGAAGAGUGUCCUGGUAGUCACUUACUCAGACCUGAAGCGCUGCUUCGACAGUACCUUCCAGGAGCUGCAGUCUGCUGCCACUGGCCCUCUGUAGCGCCCUCUUCGGCCCCGGGAUGGGAGCACCCGGACCUGAAGCACACUAUUGCACUACAGCAGAGGACCAGGCUCGAAAGAGAAAACAUCAUCAGCGUGGCAAAGGCAGAGGGGCAGGGCUCGCUGAGCCUCAGUCAUAUACACUGGCCCUGUCCGCCAGGAAGGCUUUUUCUAAAGUGUAUUUUUUUAGUUUUCCUAAACCCCCCACAGCUGCAAACUUAAAAAAAAAAAAAAAAAAAAGGAAAAAAAGAAAAAAAAAUGGACAAACAUGGGAUCUGUGUCGAACGAGUAUAAUGACAUUUUUUUUAGGUUUGGGGGAACAAAACGUGAGACACAAACCAUGUGGUUCUGAGCAUUUUUCGUGCUAUUAUUGUUUAUUUCUACAUUUGGGGUUUUAUUUUUUUGUGGAGGAUGCACUAAGAUUUUAUUUUUUUUGUUAAUUUUUGUUAUUUUUAUGAAUAAAAAAAAAAAAGUGUGAGUGGCCUACAGGGUGUACAGACAGAGCUAAAGUCACACAGAUAUAAAUACCAGAGCAGACUGAGAAAUAAGAAAAAGGAAAAAAAAAAAAACAA